AUGCUCUCCUUCAGCUCCCUCUCUGUCCUUGCCACCCUCGCGCUCAGCGCUUUCACAUAUGCGGCCCCCACCGUCGGCCCCGCUAGCGACGUGUCUUCCUUCGCGAAGCACGUCCCCGCAGUCUCCGCUGUUGAGGUUCCCAAGGUCCCUCGCGCCACCAAGAACGUCGUCGACAUCAUCAACGAGACCCACACGCAAGUCUACCAGUACACUUAUGAAUUCCAGUUCAUUACGGCGGACAACGCUACUCUUGAGGUCCUUACGCCUCUCGUGGACGAAAUUACGACUGUUCUUGGCAGCGCUCUCGUUUCGAUCAACGGUCUUGUUGGUGAAGCGGAGUCUGUUGUCCUCGGGCUUGAGGGUGGUGUGUUGUUGACUGUGACUGAGGUUGUCUCGGUUGUUGUCGGCCUCUUGACUCUUGUUCUUGACGCUGUCAGCGCUGUGCUUGCCGUUACCCUCAGCAGCAACCUUGCUUGCGUAUCUGCGCUGCUUGCUGGUCUGCUUGAGGUUCUCGGUUGCCUCGUAUGUGCCAUUGUGAUGCUCGUGCAGCCGUUCCUCGGCAGCCUCAUCUCUUUGGUCCUCGCUGCGCUUGGUGACGUUGUCGGUGUUCUCACCACCCUCAAAGUCACUGUCCUCAUCUCCAUCCUCGGUAUCACUGCUUAA
Fibroporia radiculosa is the source of this 663-nucleotide messenger RNA. RefSeq lists its product as uncharacterized. Lineage: Eukaryota; Fungi; Basidiomycota; Agaricomycetes; Polyporales; Fibroporiaceae. The coding region runs from base 1 to 663 and encodes 220 amino acids. The record is from RefSeq and is a predicted model, not a curated record. The transcript is spliced from 4 exons.